AUGCUUUUGUUUCUCUCUGCAUUUUUAGUAAUUCCUAUAAUUCAGUCGGUUUUUGUCCUAAUUCCCGGAAGACCAACGGCUUUUAUUGCAUCAACAAUUCUAGACGGAACAUUUGAUAAUUACACUAAUUGUACCGAAACAUGCUUAGGAAUUGAUGAUUGCUCGGUAGGAAUUGUGAUUAAAUAAGUUGUGUUUCAUCAUGGGAAAUCUAGUUUUCCAAAACAAUUAUCCGAGUGAAUUUUGCAGGCAAUUUACUAUAACUCGACAAACCUAACAUGCAUAAGGUAUGAUUACGGAAACCUAUUUUCAGUUUCGAAAAUUUACGAUUAUCCAGUUACUGAGUUUUUUGCAUUCAAGGUUAGUAAUCUCUAAGAUAUCCCACAAAUAUUAAGAAUAUUUUCAGACAAACACCACAACUUGCUCAAUUUCUCCUGAAACAGUCUACUAUUCAAGAAAUGUUAGUUACACAGAUGUGGGAACAAAUUGGGAAGUCGAAGGAAUUUGUCCAACAAAUUGGCUAUUCGCACAGCGGGAAAAAUACGCUUGGUGUAUUCGAUUAUUCUAUGAGGAUAAUCUAACUCUAGAUGAAAUUAACAAAUUCUGCGCAGACAAAAAGAAUGGUGCGACAAUUUCCGGAAUUGGUAGUCAAAGGGAAUUGAGUUAUGUUGUUCAGCAAGCUCUAGAUCAUCUCAGCGGACUCACAAAUAUAUAUAUAACUAUUGAUGGGAAGUUGAAUGAUAGUUGCACAAUUUUGAACUAUGGGACUUGUAAAUUUUCUACGGAUUACACACUCUACGACAAAUAUAUAGUGGACUCGUCGUUUUACCGUUGGAAAGGUGAUAAUUCAAAAUCUAACAUGAAAAUUAAUGGAUCUCUGAAUCGAUGUAUUCGAUUGGAUGCGAACCUAGGAUCUGUCGAUCAUUUCCCGUGUGAUACAGGAUAUAAGUUGUAUCCCUGUGGAAAACUGGCGAGAUAUUUGUAA
Molecule: messenger RNA, 982 nt
Organism: Caenorhabditis angaria
Lineage: Eukaryota; Metazoa; Nematoda; Chromadorea; Rhabditida; Rhabditidae
Source: the annotation of a GenBank genome assembly